GCCCCUUCUCCCUAGAGAUUGAGUACAUCAAAAUGGUGCUGCUUAUAUAUCAGCCCAAACAUUUCCAGUAUCAACACGAUAAUACAGACUAGCAAGACGGAGUUGGUCGACAAGAAUGGCGUUAGCUCAAAAUACAAACUCUCUUGCGGACGAUAAAGUACAACAAACUAUCAAGGAACAACUCAAUAGUAUAAUAAAUCAGCUCAAAAAUACCGGGCUUGUAGUCCACGUGUUACAGAAUAAAGUAGUUAUAGCAAAAGAACCGGAAGACGAGGUUUUCACUGUAGUCGAUGGAGAAGACGCUCGUAAGUUCGUGAACAACCCAAGAUACGCUGACAAGAUAAUAUGCGUGGAUGACCAGAAAUUCUACUGUCACUCCAGCUAUCUAGUCCUGAGGAGUGAGUAUUUUAGGGCGUUGUUCCAAGGAGAUUUUAUAGAGACUCAGAUGGAUGUCGUAUCGAUUGAGCUACCAACCCCAGGAAACUUCGAACCAAUUCUCCAGUUUCUCUAUACAGGAAUUGCUGAGGAAAAGGACGCCAUUUUCCAAGAACAAGAAAUUUUUCGCGUCAUCAGUAACAGUGAUUUUCUUGGCAUCAAGGAACUAACAGCCAAAGCAGUCUCCGUUUUUGCGCACAAAUGGCGAGUUCUUUCGAAGUCCACGAUGUUCAGACGAAGCGUUAUCGAUUACACUUUUCUGGACUCCGUACUCGACUACGGUACGAAAAACGCUCUAUUCAAGAAUGGCGAGAAGUUAAAAUUAUUAGUUCUAUGGGACGAAGAAGGUGACCAGUCUUUUACGGAGACAAAUCGAUUGAUUGUAGAACACAAGUGUCUUGAAGAAGCAACGAUAUCGGACCUGGAAUGGGGAAUGAAAAUAAAUCCCGACCUUUUCUCCAAAAUCGAUUCCCUACUUUUGAAAGGGGUAUUUAACCGAGCUCUAAGUGACGCGCAACGCGUUCGAGAAGAGAAUAGGCAAAACGAGGAAAAAAUCCAACGCCUGACUCAAUGCGUUCGGUUCCUCCGAAGCCAGCUCGAUGAGGUUUCGUGUAACCGAUGUCGUGCGAGGCUGCCUCGAGCAGCUCUGAAAACCCGGACCUGUGUAAUGAUGCAGCAUUCAGGAAGCUACUUGGUCAACCAAGGAUGGACUUGCUGUGGAGAGCUGUUAAAAAGAAGUAGAGGCUGUAAGCCUGUUUCACUGUCACGACAUCGCAUUCAUAGCCAAUAAUUUUUAAAUUACACAAUCCUAGUUUUUGAAAAAAAAAAAAAAUUAUUUUGUAUAUUUUUUUGGAAGCCAUUAUAGUGAAGUGAAUCUUUUAUAUAUUUUAUAUAGAUUUUUCCCUUUUUUUAUCUCAAGAUAUGUUUUUUCUUUCCUUUUUCUUUUUUCUUCUUACUUUUCAUUUCGAUUUUGCACACUUCCAUUUGUUUUUCUAAACCUUACUCUGCUAGAGUGCUAACAGCCCCUCUUUUCCAGAUGCAGGGAGAGGGAAAGUCUGGAAAAGAGGGUCUGUUAACAGCCUAUUAUUCUGCACAUAUUUGCUGCGAAUGCUUUCACAUUUUUCUGUAAUACAAACAAAAAAGCAUAUAUAGAAGCUAGGCUUAACAGAGUUUACAAGUAAAAAGAAGAAAUCCUAAUAAUAAUAAUAAUAAUAAUAAUAAUAA
Molecule: messenger RNA, 1659 nt
Organism: Actinia tenebrosa (Australian red waratah sea anemone)
Lineage: Eukaryota; Metazoa; Cnidaria; Anthozoa; Actiniaria; Actiniidae
Product: complex I intermediate-associated protein 30, mitochondrial
Biological process (GO): mitochondrial electron transport, NADH to ubiquinone; mitochondrial respiratory chain complex I assembly
Cellular component (GO): mitochondrion
Source: RefSeq, a predicted model, not a curated record